AUGCCCGAACCAUUUGAAAUAGAGAAGUCGGGUGGGGUGUUUCUCUCUUCCUUCCUCCAGAGCAAGAAGCACGCCAACAAGGUGAGGCGGUACCUGUCCAUCCAUGGCGCAGAGGAGCUCUCCCACGGGAAGAAGAUGAAGCUGGAUGCAAAGCAGGACAGCAAGCAGGAGAGCAGCAGUGGGGAAGAUAGGAACAAGUGUUGUCCCAUCUGCAACAUGACCUUUUCCUCUCCAGCCGUGGCAACAUCUCACUAUUUGGGCAAGACUCAUGCCAAGAACAUGAAGCAGCAGUCCCCCAAAGUGGAAGAAGCAGUGUCCCCACAGAAACAUCCUGCUAGCCUCCCCACCUCUACUGCAUCUUCUAAUGAAGAGAACAAGGACAUUACUGACCCAGACAAGUUCUGUAGCCUCUGCCAUGCCACUUUCAACAACCCCCUUAUGGCAAAACAGCAUUAUGUAGGCAAGAAGCACAGAAAGCAGGAGACCAAACACAAGCUGAUGGCACACUACGGCCGAACCCCUGAUGCACCAGCAUCGUCCUUCAUGGCUGGGAAGGGGUACCCCUGCAGCACAUGUAACAUAGUACUGAACUCCAUAGAGCAGUACCAAGCUCACAUCAGUGGCUUCAAACACAAGAAUCAGAUGCCAGGAGCAGUGCCAGUUAUCGGACCGUUCCCGCCACAGCAGUACGUCCGGGAAGAGUCAACUGCCCCAGGAGGCUACAGUUACUUCAGCCAAGACUUCUAGAGCAAGUUGCAGCACUGUUCUUGGAGUUGUUGGUGGCCCAAGAACACACAUCCUCUGCCAGCCCACAAUGGUUUCAUUAUCCCUCUGGAUAAGCAAAGCUCUACCCUCCUGUAUGCACCCGUUGAGCAGAACGGGGACUGAAUCUGUCAGGAAAAUGAUCCAGCUGGAAGAGACUUGGCAGACAGCAAAUACUUCACUCCUUUAGAGUA
This is a messenger RNA of Chaetura pelagica (chimney swift), 956 nucleotides long. It is a transcript of the gene ZNF346, whose product is annotated as zinc finger protein 346. The transcript has 6 exons. The coding region runs from base 1 to 747 and encodes 248 amino acids. Gene Ontology annotation, molecular function: double-stranded RNA binding; zinc ion binding. The record is from RefSeq and is a predicted model, not a curated record. NCBI's taxonomy places the organism in Eukaryota, Metazoa, Chordata, Aves, Apodiformes, Apodidae.